AUGCUUGAGUUCCAGUUCAUCCUUGGCUUGCAGACUUUAAAAGUUAUCUUUUCCAACACAACUGCCCUGGCUAGAUACCUGCAGGGUCAUGAUGUUGACGUGAUGACUGCAAAGAUCACUUAUGAUGAUACACUAGAAACCCUCAAAAAGUACAGGGAAGAAGAUAUGUUUUCUCUCAUUUGGGAAAAAGCCAGAAAAACUGCAACUAACAUGAUUGAAAUUGCAUCAGACAUUGAAGAGAUAGAAACUAAAAAGCGCCAAAAGAAACCAUCCAAGAGGCUGCAAGCACUCUCAGUAGUAACUCCUGAAGAACCCAUCUCCUUUACAGACCAUCAAAGAGCCAGAAUUUCUUACUAUGAUGCCUUAGACAGAGUUCUCACUGAAAUGAGAGAGAGAUUUGCAAGCAGGGAUACACAUAUCCUGACAUCCCUGGCAAAAAUUAUAUUAGGGAACGCAGUAAAGGAUGAUUUCAAGGCAGUGUCUGAAUUCUACAAUGUGGACCAAGACAUCCUAAUGGCUGAAACUGCCAUUUUUCACAACCUGGAAGACGUGGAUUUCAGUACUGCAAAUAAAGUGAUAAGGUAUCUUUACUUGAAUUCUGUGUGUGCUUUACCGCACUUCAGUGAGAUGGCAAAAACCCUGGCAACCUUACCCGCAACAUCUUGUUCGGCAGAGAGGUCAUUCUCGUGCUUGAGAAGACUCAAGACUUACCUUAGAUCUAUAUGGGACAGGAUUGGGUCUCAGCAUUAG
Macrobrachium nipponense is the source of this 750-nucleotide messenger RNA. RefSeq names its product zinc finger MYM-type protein 1-like. The transcript has a single exon. The record is from RefSeq and is a predicted model, not a curated record. Bases 1 to 750 code for a protein of 249 amino acids. Gene Ontology annotation, molecular function: protein dimerization activity. Lineage: Eukaryota; Metazoa; Arthropoda; Malacostraca; Decapoda; Palaemonidae.